AUGCCUAAGAGUAAUCAAGAACUCAGUAAGUUGAAAUUUAUACUGCAUUAUAAAACAGAAGAACUUCGAAAUCAGAUUCAACCCAAAGAUAUACAAAUCCAGAAUAAGGAAGAACAAAUGAUGGAUAUAACUGAAGAACUGGGAAACCUCCAGAAAAUGAAGAUAAGCCUUGACUUGCAGUUUGUUGAAUUGAAGGAGAAACUUACUGCGACAGAAAGAGAAAUAUGUAUUGCACGUCAGGAAAAUAAUGAAAAUAAUGCACUGCUCCAUCAGAUUCGUAAUGAUUUACAUGAUGCCUCUCGUCUCCUUCAUGAAACAACACAACUGAAGAAUUUAGUUAUGAGCCUUUACCAUAAGUAUCACAAAGAUAAAGCACUCUUUGCUGAGCACUUACAAGUUUUCAAUGCACAAGCACAAUUUUUGCAACAGAGAGACUUGCUUGAGCGUACAGUCACAUCUCUAAAAAAACAAGUGACUGAAGAGCCAGGUAAAGAGAAAGCAGGAGCAGUUAGCCUCAUGAAGAGAGAAAAAGGCAUCCCACACUCAUCACAGCCAGGACUCUCAUGGAAACUGAAUUCAAUACCAUCGAUGAAUGGAAAUGCUGCUGGCAAUGAAACUAUUCUCCACAGUACCUUAAGCUGCCUUGCGCCCAGAAGAAACCUCGCGGAUUUGACAGUUGCUCAUGCUGUAUCAACAUGUCCUGCACAUGAAAAGAAGAGUCCUUUCAAGGAUUCCCUGACAGCAAUGAAUGAUGUUAUAAAAUACAUAAAAGACUAUGUUGAGAAAUAUGUUGUCUAUUCUUUCCAAUAUUCCACGUCAAAUGCUUUCUGGCUUGAAAUGAAAUUUACCAAUGUGAAAGGUGAGACAGUAAUUGAACACAUUUUUGGAAGUCAGCAAUGCAAAUACAGUUGA
Messenger RNA from Schistocerca piceifrons (Central American locust), 912 nucleotides. Its product is annotated as cilia- and flagella-associated protein 57-like. NCBI's taxonomy places the organism in Eukaryota, Metazoa, Arthropoda, Insecta, Orthoptera, Acrididae. The record is from RefSeq and is a predicted model, not a curated record. The coding region runs from base 1 to 912 and encodes 303 amino acids. The transcript is spliced from 7 exons.